AUGCCUGCACGCCAGGAUUGGGAGUUUCGAGACAACUUGUGGAGAGAUCGAUAUGGGCGAAGUUCCAUUUUGGAUUACAGCUCAAUAUCCUCAGCAAAUCAACAGGGCAACAUCCUACCUAGAGUGAACGACGAAGGCAGAGAAAUCGCAAAAAGAGGUAGAGGAUUAACCAAUGAUGGAAUAAACUCUAUUCUAGAUCAGGGUUGGUCAGAACGCAUUGGUAUGAGGAGGACCCAAUCAGUUGCAGAUAUUCAACGUUCAAAAGCAUCAACACCGUACUCUAGUGUUGAUAGUGUAUCCAGCCUCUGGAAUUCCAAACCAGAAGUUGUAGAAAAGAAGCCACUAGUUGUGGGAUCACAUUUAUACGAAAUUUUCCCAGACGUAGGACGAAGUCGGCAAGGAGUGGCUGAGGCACUGAACUUUUCCAUAAAUUCUGGGAUGGAAAGGCUCCAGCUACCGCAAAGAGUUCAGUAUGAGGGUAUAGAAAAUGCUCAGAAAGCCAGAGGGUCAGAUUUAUUUGGCACGGCUUCUCCAAAUCCUCCAACUGCUGGAAUUCGAACGGAAGCAAGGGAAAUAGCCGAGUGUCACCAUGGUGAUGGCGUCAAACGUCUUAUAACUAGCAAUAGCCUUGAAGCUCUACCUCCACAAAUACGGAAACUUGAUCCUAUUGGGCGCAGAAUUGCUAAAAUGUCUCAAGGUGGAGCUGCUAAGGCGUGCCUCAAUAUUUCACGCCCAAAACGAAAACCUCUAAAGGCUGUUAGACACUAA
Molecule: messenger RNA, 768 nt
Organism: Rodentolepis nana
Lineage: Eukaryota; Metazoa; Platyhelminthes; Cestoda; Cyclophyllidea; Hymenolepididae
Source: the annotation of a GenBank genome assembly